ACACACAAAAAAUUUCCCAGGCAAGUAAAACGGAGCAAGUUCGAGAAAGAGCUAGAAAAAUCAAUCACAGAGAGAGAGAGAGAGAGAGAGAGAGAGAGAGAGAGAGUGGAGAUGGCGGGAGUAGCAGACGCGCCAAAGAGAACGCUGCCUCCUCCACUUAGAGGCCCUCGCUUCGAGCCCGUCGACCGCGAAAAGACUUGUCCCUUAUUACUUCGGGUUUUCACCAAGAUUGGAAGUCAUCAUGCCAAUGAAGAUUUUGCUGUGAGAGGCAAGGAGCCCAAGGAUGAGGUUCAAAUUUAUACAUGGAAGGAUGCAACCCUUCGUGAAAUUACUGAUCUGGUCAAAGAGGUAGCUCCAGCAGCAAGGAGAAGGAAUGCAAAACUGUCCUUUGCUUUUGUAUAUCCAGAUAAACAUGGACGGUUUUUGGUGAGGGAGGUGGGGAAAACAUUUUCUUAUGGAAAUGGUAGACUUGAUGAUGGCAAGGCAUUGGCUGAACUUGGCUUUCAGAUUGGAGAUUACUUGGAUGUGGCAAUUUUGUAAAGAAGCUAUCUUGUAUGUUGGAUUUUUAGGAUGCACGUAAAAUAGGAAUUAUUGUCUUUCAAGUCGUCAACAUGAUAGAGGGGGCAUAUCGGUUAUUGUACUUAACAUUGUAUCUGGUUCUGGAGUUUAGAAGAUGAGUUUAAUUCUUCCUAUAAAUCUGUGUUGUAGUGAAAAAAAGCCUUAAAUAUCCAUAUAGUUUCCUAGUUCUGGUCUCUCACAAUUAUAUCCUAGUCGGAUGGUGAUGAUCAUUGAUGCAAAUGAGGUAAAAUACUGCUUUGUUCAA
Molecule: messenger RNA, 823 nt
Organism: Ziziphus jujuba (common jujube)
Lineage: Eukaryota; Viridiplantae; Streptophyta; Magnoliopsida; Rosales; Rhamnaceae
Product: histone deacetylase complex subunit SAP18
Exons: 6
Coding region: 112-540 (142 amino acids)
Biological process (GO): negative regulation of DNA-templated transcription
Cellular component (GO): nucleus
Molecular function (GO): transcription factor binding; transcription corepressor activity
Source: RefSeq, a predicted model, not a curated record